This is a messenger RNA of Xyrauchen texanus (razorback sucker), 2435 nucleotides long. Its product is annotated as tripartite motif-containing protein 54-like. The transcript is spliced from 9 exons. NCBI's taxonomy places the organism in Eukaryota, Metazoa, Chordata, Actinopteri, Cypriniformes, Catostomidae. The record is from RefSeq and is a predicted model, not a curated record. The coding region runs from base 259 to 1557 and encodes 432 amino acids. Gene Ontology annotation, molecular function: zinc ion binding.
CAGUUUCCAAGGCCCCAUUGUCCUGUUCAAGCACAGGGGCAGAACAAAUAUCCUCUAACUAUGUGCCUCGAGAGAGAUUGAAAAUUCACAUGUUAAAAGUAGGCAAAGAGAACAGCACAGAGACAUGAAGACUGAGAACAUGGUCAGAAUUCAUACAAACUCUAGUGUCGUUACGGCUCAGUGUUAUUGACAGGGAGGUUUGCUGUACUAACUUUCUUAGGUUUCUAGUGAGUGUAGGGUCUGUGGGGGCACACAAUCAUGUCUCUUCCACUGGAUAUAUGCUCUAAAAAUGGAGACGCCUCGCUGGGCACUCUGGAGAAACAACUCAUCUGCCCCAUAUGUGAAGAGGUCUUCACGAAACCAGUAGUCAUUCUGCCCUGCCUGCACAACCUUUGCCGCAAGUGUGCCAAUGAACUGUACCAGCCAUCUCUCUUCCAGAUUGGAGUUGGAGGACGCUUUCGCUGCCCUACCUGUCGGCGCGAAGUUGCCUUGGACCGUCAUGGAGUUUAUGGACUGCAGCGCAAUUUACUUGUGGAGAACAUUAUUGAUGCUUACAAACAAGAUUCUGCAAGCUCUAGGCCCCCACCAAAGCCUCUUGCACAGCUUACCUGUGAGGAGCAUGAUGACGAGAAGCUCAAUAUUUAUUGCAUCACAUGUCAGGUGCCCACCUGCUCAUUGUGUAAGGUGUUUGGGGAGCACAUGUCCUGCCAAGUAACUCCCCUACCUGACAUCUACCAGCAGCAGAAGGCUGAACUCAGUGACAGAGUCGCUUCCUUGGUUUCCACAAUUGACCAUGUCCAAGCUUUUGUCAAUGAACUAGAGGCAAUGUGUACGAAUAUAGAGGAGAAUAGCAGGAUCCAGAAGCAGAUUCUGUGUGAGAAGUUUGAUCGCAUGAAUGCCAUUUUGGAGGAACGUCGUAAGAUCAUGACCCAGCAAAUUACUUCUGAGCAGGAAGAAAAGGCUGGUUGGGCCCAAUCUUUAGUGCAGUCCUAUAGUGGACAUGUAGAAACAAACUCAAUGUUAAGGCAGACUGCCAUGAAUGCAAUGGAAGAGUCAGAGAUGGCUGCUUUUGUACAGACCUCAAAAGAUCUUAUUGAGAAGGUUGGUAAAGCAUCUAGUUGCUUCACUCUGGAGACCAUAGAGCCUGGCUUUGAGGAGAUGGAUCACUACAAGGUGAAUUUUGAUGCAGAGGAAAGAAUGCUCUUUCAGCUGGAUUUCAUGAACAUUGAAGAGGAAGUGGAAGACACAUCUGAUGAGCCAGAGUCAGAACUGGAGCCUGAACCUGAGUUUGAACCUGAACCACUGUCUAACCCAGAACCUGACACUGAACUAGAUCAGGAUCUCAAAUCAGAGGGCUCUGAGAUGCAGAGCCCCAAUCCAGAGACAAUGGAGGAUACUUUGGCACGAGCACAGAGUUGUGCAGACAUCAGAAAGGCUAUAUGUGAGAAGAAUGGUUUAAGCACUCAGCAGACUGUCACCCUCCUCCUUUACUUCCUGUGCUUCCUGGUUAUCCUACAGCGAAUAUGGGGUAGCAUUCAGUGCAUUAUUUGUAUAUAGCGGAGAUGUCGAGGCACAGUCACCAGGUACCUGCAGCCUAAUAAUUCUGAACCUGUGUUAUUACCAUCCAACUUCUUAUUUCUGUAUUGAUUCUGCACUUUACCAAUCCAUCUUUCAUUUCCUUUAUUCCUUUAUAAUAACAUAGAGCUACUGCAGAGCAUUUUGAAUGUAUGUGAAAUGCAGCAUUGCUUAGGAUUCAUGUUGAAAUGGAUGAUAAUUUAAAAUAUAUUGGAACUGGUGACAUGUCUUUGUUUCAUCAUGCAAGAGAAUCUGACCCACAAAAGCUUGAAAAGAGCUCAAAAGAAAGAAAGAAAGAUGUUUCACCCAUGUAAACCUCCCACACCUACAGAGAAGCAAAUUGGGCCAGUGCUCCAUUAUCAAGGUUUUGUUUAGGAAUGUUAAAAAAACUCUGUUCUUAAAAUGUUGAUUCUACAAAAUUUCUGCAGACUGCCUCACCUGUGAGCUCUGCACUGGAAGGACUGAGCCCUCCAGUGGUCAACAGUGUGCUGAUUCGUUUAAGCUUAUCCUUCUCCAGACUCAAUGUUGUCACAAAUAAGUGCUCAAAGUUCAAAGGUCUAUUAGCCAGAAUGGAGCACUGUGGACUAUCUUCUCGGUUUGAUUCUUGAAGAUUCCCUGUGUUGCAGUAAUCUAUUAAAAUGAUAGGUUUUGCAAAUUGUUGUGGAAAUGCACUAAUAAAUGUCUACUCUUUUGACAGCUAUAUAUGGUAGAAAUAGAUAUAUAAGGCAGAAAUAAUAUGAGUAGGAUGGUAGUAUUCCCUUCUGAACUCAUUGUGCCAUUGACUUGACACUUUCAGAUGUGGUUGUCAUUUAAGUGUAAUGAAAAUUUGUACAGUGUUGCAUUCAAUAAAAUGUUCUCCU